GCAGAAAUUUCUCCUCUAACCAUAAAAAUGUGACUCAUCAAGGAUAGCUGCUUCCCCAAACUUGACUGCCCACACUUCCUGUUAGCAUUUGCUCUCAUAUCUGAUCAGCAUAAAUUUUUCCUACAGACAGUGGGUCCUUUCAGAGCUGUGAGUUUAUGUCACCUGCAAAACAGCAGUAAAAACCGGAGGGGGUGAAUGGGCUCAGAACAAAGAUAGACACUGAACAGAUGAUUGGGAUGCUCACGAGUGCACAUUUGAAUAUGACUCGCUCAUUUGCCUUCAGUAGUUGAUAACUUGGUCUGUGAUUGGGCCGAGUGCCACCACAUAUCCUGCAAAUGCAAACUCAAGCAAAUAUUUUAGGAGAACUGACGGCUCCAGCUAUCAGAGAGGAUCAGCUGGUGGAUAUUCCCGGGAUCUUAUAGGAACAAAUAACUGAUAACCUUAAAGUUCCUGGUGAAGAUUUGUGGAUCUAAAAACAUGGAGGUCACGUUUAAAGCCGUCACUCACAAUCCUGGGAUUAUAAUCUGGAGAGUUGAGAAAAUGGAGUUGGUUCUGAUUCCUGAAAAGACCUAUGGAAACUUUUUUGAGGGCGACUGCUAUGUGCUGCUAUUUACUCAGAAGGUGAAGAACGCCUUGAGUUACGAUAUCCACUACUGGAUUGGCUCUGAGUCCUCUCAGGAUGAACAAGGAGCGGCUGCGGUUUAUUCUGUGCAGCUCGAUGAUUAUUUAGGCUCCAGUCCAAUCCAGCACCGUGAGGUUCAGAAUCACGAGUCGGACACUUUCAAAGGCUACUUCAAACAUGGAAUCAUAUAUAAGAAAGGUGGAGUGGCAACAGGGAUGAGACACGUUGAAACCAAUACUUAUGAUGUCAAGAGACUGCUCCAUGUUAAAGGAAAAAAAAGAGUCAUCGCCAGGGAGGUGGAACUGAGCUGGAAGAGCUUCAACCUUGGUGAUGUGUUUCUGUUGGACACCGGCAAGACCAUCGUUCAGUGGAACGGACCCAAAAGUCACAAACAGGAAAGACUCAAAGGUCUUCUGCUGGCCAAAGACAUCCGAGACAGAGAGCGCGGAGGCCGGGCGGAGGUCAGGUCGGUUGAGGGCGACGCGGAGAAACAAUCUCCUCAGGAGAUGGAGAUCCUGAACAGCUUCCUUGGGGAGAGAAACAUCAAACUAACCGAUGGGCCUCCGGAUGAAACUUUUGAUCAGGAACAGAUGGGCAAACUCUCUCUUUAUUGUGUGUCGGACGAUGAUGGUCAAAUGAAGGUAACAGAAGUGGCCACACGCCCACUGGUCCAGGACCUGCUUGAUCAUGAGAGCUGCUUCCUUCUGGACCAAGGAGGAGCAAAGAUCUUCGUAUGGAAAGGAAAGAAGGCAAACAAAGCAGAACGGCAAGCUGCGAUGGCCAGAGCUUUGGACUUCAUAAAGACCAAAAACUACCCAUUCACCACAAACGUGGAGACAGUAAACGAUGGGGCAGAGUCAGCUGUUUUCAAGCAGCUCUUCCAGAGGUGGACCGUGAAAGACCAGACUCAAGGCCUGGGGAAAGUAAACACCAGGGGGAAAGUUGCUCAUGUCAAACAAGAAAAAUUUGAUGCGUCCCUCAUGCACGCCAUGCCAGAGGUUGCUGCGCAGGAGAGGAUGGUGGACGAUGGUUCUGGUCAAGUAGAGGUGUGGAGAAUCGAGGAUCUGGAGCCGGUACCUGUGGACCGACAGCGGUACGGAUACUUCUAUGGAGGAGACUGUUAUCUUGUCCUUUACACUUACUUGGUCAACAACAAGAAGUGCUACCUGCUCUACAUGUGGCAGGGGCGCCACGCCACUCAGGAUGAGCUGGCCGCUUGUGCAUUUCAAGCUGUGGCUUUAGAUCAGAAGUACAACGAUGAACCGGUUCAAGUGAGAGUCACAAUGGGCAAGGAACCAAGACACUUUAUGGCCAUUUUCAAAGGGAAAAUGGUCAUCUUUGAGGGGGGCACUUCUAGAAAGGGGUCUUCUGAACCUGAGCCUCCAGUACGAUUGUUCCAGGUUCAUGGAUCGGACCUGUCCAACACAAAAACCAUUGAAGUUCCAGCCCUGGCCUCAUCUCUCAACUCCAGUGACGUCUUUUUACUCAGGAGCCAAACAGAGAUUUAUCUGUGGUGUGGGAAGGGCUCGAGUGGAGAUGAGAGGGCCAUGGCAAAAGAGGUGAGCUCUGUGAUUUGCCUCGACACCCAAAGAAGCUCAGAAGAGAUCGUGGCUGAAGGUCAGGAGCCCAUGGAGUUCUGGGAACUGCUUGGAGGGAAAGCUCCCUAUGCGAGUGGCAAAAGGCUGCAGCAGGUGGUUUUAGAUCAUGAGCCGCGCCUGUUUGAAUGCUCCAAUAAGACAGGCCGUUUCAUUGUGACUGAGGUGACUCACUUUAACCAGGAUGACCUCAAUGAAGAUGAUGUCAUGCUACUAGACACCUGGGACCAGCUGUUUCUCUGGAUUGGCAAAGAGGCCAAUGAGACAGAGCGAAAAGAAGCCGUGGCCACUAGCCAAGAGUACCUGCGCACCCACCCGGGUGACAGAGAUCUGGACACCCCCAUUGUAAUGAUCAAGCAGGGCUUCGAACCUCCCACCUUCACCGGCUGGUUCACUGCAUGGGAUCCCUUCAAAUGGAGCAGUGGAAAAAGCUAUGAUGACCUGAAGAGAGAGCUGGGAGACGUGGCGUUACCUGUUGACAUCAAACCUCAGGAGCAGAAAACUGUUGAGAGGGAAUAUCAGUCUUUUCCUCCUGACAUGUUGGUCAACAAGCAAGCGAGCGAGCUGCCUGAAGGUGUGGAUCCUGCGCUGAAAGAGAAAUACCUCUCUGAUGGUGACUUCAUUGAUGUGUUUGGGGUCAGCAAAGAUGACUUUGUGAGCCUGCCACAGUGGAAACAACUCAAACUAAAGAAGGAAAAAGGGUUGUUUUGAUGUGCCAUUAGUCACAGUUUUAACAGUUUAAAUCCUGGGAUGUUUUUUUCUUUUUUUUGCUUCACAAAUCAUUGCGAAUAACUGCUUCUCUCUGAAAUAAACAUUUAAAGUUAGCAAAAAUCAAUUUAGUUACUGGAUGGUAAUCGAAAAUCCAGACGAAAUAUAGAGGUUCAAUUUUAUUAUGCUAUAUAUUAAAUAUUUCUGGUUCUAUUUAGUAUAAUGGAGGUAUAAGCAGAACUGUUUUGCCAUCUGCUGGACAAACUAAGCUAAAGCAUGUCAUGACAAAAGUAUUUUGAAACACAAAGAUUUGGGGGAAAUGUAUUUUUCCACAACUGUCAAAACAUUUAAUUAAUUCAUUUCUUAAUUUUCAUCAUUGAUUCAUCAGAUUUGAUCUGUUUUUUUCUGAACUUUAGAUGUUCAGAUGCAUCUUAAGGCCACAGUAGCUGCUGCCUCUCAGCUCUUAUUUUGAAAGUCACACUGCAUAAAGCUGCCACUGGAUGUUUAUUUCUGAACAUGUAAAAGUGACAAACCAGCCCAUGCCAGGACUAUUAGCUCCUUUUAUGUUGAUAUGAAUCAUCCACUUUUACAGCAUCUCAAAGAAAGUAGAAAAAAAACACACAACUGUCAAAAACAGAUGCAAUAAAAACAUUUUUUGCAUGUCAAAACAAUCUGAUUACACAAUCAAUUCUUUAAAAACUCUGACUGAAACAUUUAAACAUAAACAGAUGAAAUCCCUUUGACCCGUUGAAGGAAAAAACAGGACGUUAGAGCAAAAAAAAUCCAAACAUCUUGUUAGCAAACACAGAAGUUAUUCAUGAAACUGGAA
This is a messenger RNA of Oryzias melastigma (Indian medaka), 3754 nucleotides long. It is a transcript of the gene avil, whose product is annotated as advillin. Bases 478 to 2928 code for a protein of 816 amino acids. Gene Ontology annotation, molecular function: phosphatidylinositol-4,5-bisphosphate binding; actin filament binding. Gene Ontology annotation, biological process: cytoskeleton organization; actin filament severing; actin polymerization or depolymerization. The record is from RefSeq and is a predicted model, not a curated record. The transcript has 20 exons. Lineage: Eukaryota; Metazoa; Chordata; Actinopteri; Beloniformes; Adrianichthyidae. Gene Ontology annotation, cellular component: cytoplasm; actin cytoskeleton.